Messenger RNA from Melanotaenia boesemani (Boeseman's rainbowfish), 1885 nucleotides. RefSeq names its product KH domain containing, RNA binding, signal transduction associated 2 (gene khdrbs2). Gene Ontology annotation, biological process: regulation of alternative mRNA splicing, via spliceosome. Gene Ontology annotation, cellular component: nucleus. The record is from RefSeq and is a predicted model, not a curated record. The coding region runs from base 284 to 1324 and encodes 346 amino acids. Gene Ontology annotation, molecular function: poly(A) binding; mRNA binding. Lineage: Eukaryota; Metazoa; Chordata; Actinopteri; Atheriniformes; Melanotaeniidae. The transcript is spliced from 9 exons.
UGCAGACCCCGUGAGUGUCAUUCUGGCUGGGUGCCGAAGAGAGGCAGCGAACAGCGGUGGUAGACAUGGGCUCACACCUCUGAAUCAUAGUUUCAUACAGGUAUUUCGGAGAUUUGCGACGACUCGAUUUUUUGGGGGGGUUUUUGCUGUUGUUGCUCAUUGAAGACUGACUGACUGAAGCCUCCAAAACGCAGGAGCUGGCAGGUUUUACAUUUGCAUUCCGACGCUCAACACUCCUGUCGUCUCACCUGCACCGCCGGUGGAGAGGUUCGCUGCGAGCACAAUGCAUCCAGAGAAGUGCUUACCUGAAUUGGUGGCCGAGAAAAACAGCUUGGACCCCUCCUUCGUGCAUGCGGUCCGCCUGCUCGAAGAAGGUAAAUCAGAAAUUGAGAAGCAUGAAGGAGAUGAAUUGAGAAAAGAUGGUGACACGAAGAAAUACCUAGAUAUUAUCAGCAAUAAAAACAUCAAGCUCUCAGAAAGAGUUCUCAUUCCAGUCCAACAGUAUCCAAAGUUUAACUUUGUAGGGAAGCUGCUGGGACCACGGGGAAAUUCUAUGAAGAGAUUACAAGAGGAGACAGGAGUGAAGAUGUCCAUCCUUGGCAAAGGAUCCAUGAGGGAUAAAGGGAAGGAAGAAGAAUUACGGAAAAGUGGGGAGGCCAAAUACGCCCACCUGAGUAAUGAUCUACAUGUUUUAAUUGAAGUCUUUGCUCCACCAGGAGAGGCCUAUUCCCGCAUGAGUCACGCCUUGGAGGAAAUUAAAAAAUUCUUAGUUCCAGACUACAAUGACGAGAUCAGACAGGAGCAGCUGAGAGAAUUAUCGCUGUUGAACGGCUCAGACGAGUCAAGCAGAGCGAGGAGUGUACAAGGGAGAAGCCUGCGACCAUCAACCACAAUAUCCACAAGAGGCCACAGAGGUGCAGGAAGGAGUGCUGCCGCUCCUCGGGGGACAGCAACAGCAGCACACAGCAAACUCCCUUCAAUGGUUUUGACAAGGGAUGUUCAAGCUCCAAGAGCUAGAGGGGCAACAACCAAUGCUGGAUACAGGCUCCCACUGUUAGCAGUCACACAUGAAUCAUACGACGACUAUGGCUACGAUGAUGGAUACGGUGGAGAAUAUGAUGAUGAGAGCUAUGAAGCCUAUGAUGACAACUACAGCAGUCAGUCAAAGAGCACUUCUGAAUAUUAUGAUUAUGGACACGGAACCAGUGAUGAAUCCUACAACAACUAUGAGGAAGAGUGGACGGCCACCCAACCCAGUCUCAAAGCCCCUGCUUUACGACUGACAAGAGGGGGCUACAGAAAACACCCCUAUGGCAGAUACUGAUGACUGAAGGUGCUCCAAAUAUGUGACCUCCAAUGAUAUUUAUAAUUAUUUUCAAAAUUCUUCAUAAAAUGCUGUAACGUUUACUUUUAUCUCAUCCAAUUCAGAAGUGUAGAAAAGAAACAAGAACAAAAAGCACACAAAUCCUUAUUGUAUUUUCCUGAUGUGUGGAUUUACACAGGAUUAAGUCCUCUUUUUUUAAACAUAAGAUAGUCAUCUUAAACUAACUGCUAUUUAUAUGACCACCUGGACAAACAAUACUGGCCUUUUUUUUUUUAAGCGGUGUUGUACUGUAUGUAGUACUUAUGAGCAGCAUUUCCAUCUCAGUUUUUCACAAACUAAAAGCAAUAUUUCUAAAAUUUUACAAAGUACAAUUGCAGUUUGCAGAUGUUUCCAUUAAAUAGUGUUUAGCACAUGAAGCCCAUUUAUGUUGUCUUACGUACAUAAAUAGCAACGUCAAUAUCAAUUUUUGUCAAACGUCGCAGUCCGCAUACUUCCAUGCGUCUUUUAUGUUACCAUGGUUGUAAAAUAAAUUCAUCCACUAGUGGGCAGUACUGAGUUUAG